Molecule: messenger RNA, 2298 nt
Organism: Cladocopium goreaui
Lineage: Eukaryota; Dinophyceae; Suessiales; Symbiodiniaceae
Source: the annotation of a GenBank genome assembly
AUGUAUCGCUGUCCCGGCGAGCGUUACGAUAUUGAUCGCUCGACUCACCUGGGCCGCCUGGCCAACUUCUACAGCAAGUGCCAUACCUGCCCUCACCAUAAUGACACGGGCACGCUUUCGAAAAAGGUCGUUCACCGCCUCGGUCAAGUGCAGCGACGUACUCCGUCUGCAACCGCGAGAACGGGUGAAAUACUUCAAGGCGAGGUCGGACUGAGCCUCACCGUCGACCUUGCUAGGAGUAUCGCAAGGCAGUUCGGCAUUUGGUUACAGAAGCAGAACAACGCUGAUGCCGCUCCGCGGGUCCAGCUAGCCGGUGAUGGUCGAUCUCUUACGGCACCCCUGGUUGCCGCGAUCGGUGAAGGCCUGAGUUGGGCCGGCUGCCAGGUUAUCGACCUCGGACGAGUGGUGGCGCCCGCAGCGGUUGACGCUCAGGCAGAACUAGAAGCCAUAGGAACGAUCACCGUAGGCAACUCACCGGGUCAACCACAGACGGCUGGGAUUCGGUUGUUUGGCCCGCUGGGUCGCCCCCUGUCGAUUGACGAGGUGUCUCUGGAUGGCAUGGCUGCCAUUUCGAAGCUUGCCCGUCCUGCACGGCACGCCCCCCCUGCCCUGCGAGCAAGUGUUGAGCGUGCAUACGUCGACCGGCUGCGGCAGUACUUCCACGGACUCCGCCCGUUGCGAUUCGUCUUAGACACUCCCUGCGUGACCAUAAUCGAUUGGAUGACCGAACUCUUGGAUCACGUGGCCUGCUCGGCGAUUCUUCUUCGAGGUUCAAGCCGGCACGUGGGUGCGUCGGUGCCGGAACAUCGCGCUGGCUUCAAACACGGACGACGCCACCAGAAACCGCGCGAUAUCCAACAGGCAGUCCGAGAGGAAGCCGCCCACUUCGCAGCGCGUAUUGAUGGCGAUGGUCAUGCCCUCGAAGUAUGGGAUGAAACAGGACGGAAACUCAGCCCCACCGAGUUGUUCGUGGUGCUAUCCACUCUUGGCCAUCUUGAUCAUCCCCCCAAUCACCUGGCUGUAUCAGAUCACGACUACGGUAAGGUUUCCGACUCCCUCACAGCUGCCGGAUUCACCGGCACCGUAGUUGAUGUGGGCGACUUAGACUUCCACCGACCGAUGCUCGACAACGAUGCGGAGCUUGGCUUGGGACCCGACGGCCGGAUCUGGCAUCGGAAUCGUGUGCCCAUGGUGGACGCCAUGCAGAGCCUGGCUUCGCUGCUGGUGGCCUUGAGCCAAAGCGUGUUCGACCUGGCAAGCCAACUCAAACACCCAAUCAACCUCUCAAUCGGUCAGCCCGAUUUUGAUGUGCCCCCGGAAGUUCAGGAAGCCGCGAUCGAAGCGAUCCGCAGCGGUAAGAAUAGUUACGCCCUGACUCAGGGCAUGCCCGUGCUGCGGGAAAAGCUGCAAGCCCGAGUCGAUGAACAAUACUCACACGCAGACCGGCAAGUCUUCGUCACCAGCGGAACCAGCGGAGCGUUGGUUCUCGCCGUGAUGGCGAUGCUUGACCCAGGCGACGAGGUCAUCGUCUUCGACCCCUACUUCGUCAUGUACCCUCCACUGGUUGGGCUGGUCGGCGGGAAGUGUGUGCUGGUCGAUACCUACCCUGACUUCCGCAUUGAUGUUGACCGCGUACGCGAAGCCAUCACACCGCGGACCAAGAUGAUUCUGUUCAACAGCCCCGCCAACCCCACUGGCGUGGUGGCCGGCCCCGAGGAAACCAAAUCCCUGGCCGAGUUGGCAGCCGAACGUGAUGUGAUGCUGAUCAGCGACGAGAUCUACCGCGAGUUCUGCCACGAGCCGUUUACGUCUCCGGCCGAGUUCAACGAGAACACGCUGGUCAUCGACGGGUUCAGCAAGACCUACGCCAUGACGGGGUGGCGUGUGGGCUACGCGCACGGCCCCAAAGAGAUUAUCAACGAGAUGAUCAAGCUGCAGCAGUACACGUUCGUCUGUGCUCCUCAGCCCGCCCAAUGGGCCGGAGCGGUUGCGCUCGAUAUCGACAUGAAGAAGCAUGUGACCGAAUACCGUCGAAAACGGGACUUGCUUCUGGAAGGCCUUGAAGGCUCGCUAGAGGUCGUCAUGCCUGGCGGCGCGUUCUACGCCUUCCCCAAAGCCCCCUGGGGCACCGCCACGGAGUUCGUAGAAAAGGCAAUCAAAGAAUACGAACUCCUGAUCAUCCCCGGCAAAAUCUUCAGCCGACAAGACACCCACUUCCGCAUCUCCUACGCGGCCGAAGAAGAGACGAUCCGCAAGGGAACCGAAGCCCUAAGAAAACUGGCCGCCACGGGGAAGUAG